AUGGCAGUCCCUCGCGACCCAAACUUCUGGAAACGCUUCAGCAUGGCAGUACAUCAAGACGAAGAAGCACAAGUAGAUGACCAAAAAUCAGAAACCUGGCUCAUAACCACCCGCCGCAAAAAACGCCAUUCAUAUGCCCGUUUCUGCUGCACCUUCUGGAUCCUCCUCUUCGCCAUCAUAGCAAUCGUCGUCGUUGUCUUUCUAAUACUCAUAAAGACACACACAUUGCAAAAGAUACACAUAGGUGGUGAAGGACAUAAAGUCGAUGUCGAUUUGGAUGGCUGGUUGGAAAAGUUGUUCAAUACUGGUGGUGGAGAUAAGAGUAAGGAAGGUGGAGGGAGUUGA
Messenger RNA from Aureobasidium uvarum, 345 nucleotides. NCBI's taxonomy places the organism in Eukaryota, Fungi, Ascomycota, Dothideomycetes, Dothideales, Saccotheciaceae. The record is from the annotation of a GenBank genome assembly.